UACUGGUUUUAGUUGACCACAGUGGUUCCACCGGCUUACUCAGCCAGGCUUAACCGCGGUGGCGGAGGAAUGUUUAUCUGUACUAAGCGAGGAAAAUAAUUGAACGAAGUACUUUAUUUUUUUGUUGCGUUUUUUUUUUUGUACAUCGUUGGCAGACCUUAGACUAAAAGUACAAAGGAGUUUCCCGAUAGAAACUGUCCGAAGAGCUAGGUUAGCUAUCCUCAGUGUUGACUGCUAGCUUCUAUUUGAGACGGUGGACAAUUUUACCAAAGGUGCCAGCAUGCUGCAGUAACUGAGCUAGAGACUGGGAUUUCACAAUGGGCCUGGUCCAGCAAUGUGCCGAUUCAGAGAACUGCCCACAACUGGGGCGCAAUACCUCAGAAAAAGACGUCUGCUACUCGGCCCGAAUCCGCAGUACUGUACUCCAAGGAUUGCCCUUUGGUGGUGUGCCAACUGUCCUUGCCCUUGACUUUAUGUGUUUUUUGAUGAUGCUGGUUGUGUUUUCCGUGUUGAGGAAACGAUGUUGGGACUAUGGGCGCCUCGCCCUGGUGAAUGACGCUGACAGGAUGAUGAUGAAUCAGCGGUAUAGCCGUCUGGAUGAUCAGGACUACGUGAACUCUACUAUGCCAUCAGAAGCUAAUGAACGCUACUCACGCCUCACGUCAGUUUCAAGCUCAGUGGACAUAGACGGGAGAGAUUCAGGGUUUUGCUCCUGGCUAACUGCUGUCUUCCGCAUUAAGGAAGAAGAAAUAAGGGAAAAGUGUGGUGAAGAUGCAGUACAUUAUUUAUCCUUUCAGCGGCACAUCAUUGGGCUGCUCGUAGUGGUGGGUGUGCUCUCUGUGGGCAUAAUUUUGCCCAUUAACUUCUCAGGGAACCUUUUAGAAAACUCUCCAUCUAAUUUUGGGCGAACCACUAUAGCAAAUCUAGACACUCACACUAAACUACUAUGGUUGCACACUACCUUUGCAUUUCUCUACCUAUUAUUAACGGUGUACAGCAUGAGACGGCACACGUCAAAGAUGCGCUACAAAGAGGAUGAUUUGGUGAAACGUACUUUGUUUAUUAACGGGAUAUCAAAAUAUGCAGAAGAGAGGGAGAUAAAGCUACACUUUGAGCAAGCAUAUGAAAACUGCACUGUGAUAGAAGCUAGAAUCUGUUAUGAUGUGGUGAAGCUGAUUAACCUCAAUACUGAAAGGAAGAAGGCAGAGCGCAGCAAGAAAUUCUUUCUGGCCUUGCAGGAAAAGGACGAUAGUAUAACUAUGGUUAACCCCAAGCCUUGUGGACACCUUUGCUGUUGUGUCAUUAAAGGCUGUGAACAGGAAGAAGCUGUGAGUUAUUACACCAAACUGGAGUCAAAACUGAGAGAUGAAUACAGGAAAGAGAGAGAGAGAGUUAAUAAGAAGCCUUUAGGAAUGGCCUUUGUCACCUUUCAAAAUGAAACCACAACUGAAAGAAUUUUAAAGGACUUUAAUGCUUGCAAGUGUCAAGGUUGCGAUUGUCGCCGUGAAAGCCAGGCCUCUCAGUUCAGCCCCAGGCUGCAGACACACAACUGGACCGUCACCUAUGCCCCCCAUCCACAAAACGUCUACUGGGAGCACCUGUCAGUGGGAGGAAUCAAAUGGUGGCUCCGCUGCUUUGUUAUCAACUGUGUCCUCUUUCUCCUCUUAUUCUUUUUGACCACCCCAACCAUCAUCAUCUCCACCAUGGACAAGUUUAAUGUCACCAAACCAGUGGAGAACUUACGAAAUCCCAUCAUAACCCAGUUCUUACCCACAAUCCUCCUGUGGUCUUUCUCUGCCUUGCUUCCUACCAUUGUUUACUACUCUGCCUUUUUCGAAGCCCACUGGACCCGGUCAGGAGAGAACAGAACCACAAUGCAUAAAUGCUACACCUUCUUGAUCUUCAUGGUCCUGUUGCUGCCCUCUCUUGGACUCUCAAGUUUGGAUUUUUUCUUCCGUUGGCUUUUUGACAAAAGUUUCCUGGAUAAUGCUAAAGUGAGAUUUGAGUGUGUGUUCCUCCCUGACAAUGGAGCUUUCUUUGUCAACUAUGUCAUUGCUUCUGCUUUCAUUGGUAAUGCUAAUGACCUGUUGAGGAUUCCUGGAUUGCUUAUGUACAUGAUCCGACUGUCCCUGGCUCGCUCUGCAGCUGAGAGGAGGAAUGUCAAGAAGCAUCAAGCUUAUGAGUUCCAGUUCGGAGCGGCUUAUGCUUGGAUGAUGUGUGUCUUUACUGUGGUCAUGACCUACAGCAUCACCUGCCCAAUAAUUGUCCCUUUUGGACUGAUGUACAUGCUGCUGAAACACCUGGCAGACAGAUACAACAUGUACUACGCCUAUCUACCAUCAAAACUGGACAAGAAGAUCCAUUAUGGAGCUGUUAACCAAGUGGUGGCGGCUCCCAUUCUCUGUCUCUUUUGGCUUCUGUUCUUUUUCACUGUUCGCGCUGGGUUUACUUCUGCAACAUCCAUGUUUACUUUUGUGGUUUUGAUUGCCACAAUCAUCAUUUGCCUUUCUCAUGUCUGCUUUGGGCAUUUUAAAUACUUAAGUGCUCACAACUACAAGAUUGAUCAGGAGAUGGACGAGGUGGAGAGCGCACGUUUAGAGCGCCACAUCACAACGCAAAUGUACAUAUGUCAGGUACUUCAAGAUCUCCAAUCAGAGGAGGCUGCAUCAGGCAGCGGAGAGGACGAUGGGCAGGGGUCCUCACAAGAUGAGGAAAUUAUCCAGACUGAUAACAACCUGACCGCUGACUUCCAGUCUGGGGAGGACAGCCUCAUUGAGAACGAGGUGCGGCACUGAGGCAGUCUGGGAGAGGAAGACAGGCACCAAGUAAAACUUGAUGAGUGCACUCAAUGUGUGAAACUAACAUGGCACUGGACCAGCAGUUCACCAAAGCAUCAAAGCCUCCAUUGAGGGAACUUAUCCUAACUAAUAUAAGCACAUCGUCUACUAAAGGUUAAAAGGUUGCUUUGAAGGACGUUUUCUUCAUUGGGUCUCGUUAUAUUACCGUGUACCUGAAGAGAAAAUCUAACAAGCGGAAAAACGAGACUGAGCAGUGCAGAUUGAUGAAAGAAGACUGAUGCACAAAGGAAGACUUGGUGCCUUUUUUUGGGGAGAGAAGCUCUCUUUUUUUCUUAACUUUUUGCACUUGAAGAAAAAAAACUGGAAAGCUCAAGUUUCUCUGAGGUACUGCAUCAUGGCAUGCAAAUUCAAAAGAUGGAGCAGCUUUUUUUUAAUAAAGCUUUGUCUGUCAGCAUUAGAUGCUUCCAUGAAUAAGCAGCCUACUAAUGUCAGCUGAUUAAUUUGAGCUCUAGUAAUGGACUUAAACUGUUUUUUUCCAAAUCCAUAGAAGUUUAUAAAGAUGAGAAAUGUGCUACUAACACUCCUGGAAGCUCUGACACUACAUCUACACAACUAAAGUAGCCUUUUUUAUAUUUAUUGCAAGCAGAAUAUUUUUUUGAAAUACUAUCCAAUCUGGUGCAACUUUAAACUGUGGAAUACGGUAUUUAAUUGAUCUCAUAGCACACCACACUGUUGCAAUGCUUUCCCUCUGCCUCUGAGCCUUUUAAGGACCUGCUGCUGUGUCGGACCUCUGCUGCUGAUGUUACCACUGGUGGAAAACUCUCGCCCAGCUGCUCCAACCGAACUGAAAGCUGAGAAUGUUGCUCAGAGGCGAUGUUUUUUUAGAUCACAGUAUGAAUACUUCCUAAUGAAAUGUUUUCAUUUAAAUCUUAUUGUGAAUGUUUACAGCUUGACGUAGAGGUUUAGAUAAAAAAAAACAUCAAGUUUAGAUGACCUGCUAAUAGUUCUUCAAUUGGGUAUAUGAAUUUCCUACACAUCCUUAAUUUCCAUUUAUUUUUUUUCACGCUUUUUUAAAUCACUGUGCCUGUCAGAUGUUAUAAUUACACAACAAACUACUUUAAAAACGUUUAAAGAUAUGACAGGGUGCACAAGCUUUUUGAUAUAAUGCAAACUAAACAGACUUAAAUAAAAUAUGCAGAUACAUUUCCACAAGUGACACUUAAAUGCAUGUCUCUAAGCAGCCUGUACAGAAACCACUAAUUUUCUUUAGGCGUUAAAAGAUUUUCUGGUAUUAACUUUCGUCCUAUUAAUGUUUUAUCCUUUUUUCAUCAUAUCUUACAAAGCAGACUUAUUGGCAUGAAGUACUGGAACUGUUCACAAGCUUUAUUUCUUACUGUAUCCACUCCAUGUGAGGUGGAGGUCAUUUCCCUUUGCACAUAAAUGUGCCCAAAUUUCCGCCACCAGGGUGUUAAUUCGAGCUGAAGCUAAAUUAUUCAAUCAUAGUCGUUAUUUUUUCUAUACCCAGUUGCAUUUUGCUGCUAUUACUAGAAGUGAAACAGCUUCUUGGCAUGAUGCUGCCACCAUCGUGUUUUAUAAUUGGCACAAAGUUCUAAUGUUUCAAAGCUUUGCCAUGAUGCCUCCAAACAUACAUCUGGUGAUUAUAAUUUGACUUCAGUCCCUUUGGAAGCAUUUGAUAUCGGUCUAUUCCCUAUUAAGACAGUAACACUGAUGUUUCAGAAUCUUCCAAUUAUUAUUCUUGAGCUUUUUCAGUUCCUCAUAAUCCCAACUCAUUUAAUCUUAAGGUCAGGCGGUUAAAAGUCGGACAUCAAUUGGUGUUUCAAAGCAACAAUCUUUAACACUUGUCCAAAAUGGCUAAAGUGACAUUAAGCUCCUCAACUCUAAGGAACAUUUAUGCACUUUUAUGUUUUAGAGAAAAUACUUGAUGAAGUUAACCUUAUUCUCUCAAUGCAUGUUUUUAAGUUUCAUUGAAGUUAUUACUUUUUAAAUGAUUCCAGAUUCAACGCAUAAAAAAUUAUUACUGUAUGUACACUACUGACCUAUACUAGGUCGGAUGCACAAAGUUCUUGUUGCUCCCAGUUUCUACAGCAGCCGAGUAGAUUAAUUCAAACAAAUUUUUUGCAGUAACAUGUCAGAUUUUGGUUCUUGGCUGCAGAAGUGUUGAGCUCUAACAUUGGAUGGACAGGUGGAAGAUGUUUCCCUUUUUCUCUUCCGUACCAUGAAAGGAAUGUAAUUAUAAAGGCAGAAUAUGAUGUCAUGUCUGCUUCUGGAGCUGAGGGGAAAUCAUUUGGUAGUUCAUCACACACUGAUGUCUCUGCUACAGGGAUGUCUUCAUGCUAAAUACCUUCCAUCUUGAAUAGUUAACACAUUCAUGAUUAGCCUCAGCUAGCAGAAGUAGCUUCUGGAUUCUAACCAAACAUCAAAUGCUAUGUAACAAAUGAUAUCAAACCCUAGUGCCCAUGCAGUUUCUCAGGAUCUUUUUAAUUUUUUUUUUUUACUUUUUUAAAAGAAACUAACUAAUGCAAAAAAAAAAAAAACUAAUCAAUCACUGUUGAAUAUUAUGCACUAAUAUUUUAUAUCAAUAGAAUGUUCUUUCUCACUGAUAUGACUGAUGCAGAGGAGCAUGCAGUUACUUCUUCCAUGGGGUUUGUCGGCACAUUACUUUGAAUAUGGAGGUUUUGAGGACGACUCUAGAACUGACACUACUGCUUUUACCUGCUGCCUCUGUUGUCAUGAUUGGAUGAGCUGCUUUAAAUCUUAGAUAACUGGAAAAACCUCUGAAUGUGUCCUGUCAGGGUAACAAACAACGUCACAUUGUGAGGGAGAUAUUUGGAAUCUCAGCUUCUGUGUUUUAGUGCUGAAUAUAGUCUCUGUUGGAUAAAUACAAAAUAAUUAAUGAAUAUCUGAAUGUUUUCUCUUGCUAAUCAGGAAAUGGCCAUUUUUAUACUGUAACAAAAGUCAUGUAUGUCUAGUUCUGCGUCUUGGCAUUUCAUCAGUGCGAAUUGAUCAUUUGUUUUAUGUGUUCUUUAUAGAUGGUUGAAAAGAAACUGGAAAUGAAUGGCUUAUUGUAAAAGGCCGAGCUAACAGAUUGCCCUCUUAAUGUUUCCACUGUAUGUUUAGAAAAGAUGGUAAAAUGUUUCUUCACACUAAAAAGUUUAAAUGUCUGUUUUUGUUUUGUCGAGUUCUUUGUGUUGAAGUAGCAAUUGGGGAUUUGAACCUUUAACUUGGUUUAUCAUUCUCUCCAAUACCACAUCUGUUCAGCAGAUAUAGGAUGUUGUGUAUGUCUAUACUGCUGUGGAGUUUUCUCAACAAUAAAUCUUCAUCUAAUCAACAUUGGCUGAUUAGUCUCAGUUCAUCUAU
Cyprinodon variegatus (sheepshead minnow) is the source of this 6176-nucleotide messenger RNA. RefSeq names its product CSC1-like protein 2. Gene Ontology annotation, molecular function: calcium-activated cation channel activity; nucleic acid binding. The coding region runs from base 318 to 2795 and encodes 825 amino acids. Lineage: Eukaryota; Metazoa; Chordata; Actinopteri; Cyprinodontiformes; Cyprinodontidae. Gene Ontology annotation, cellular component: plasma membrane. The transcript is spliced from 24 exons. The record is from RefSeq and is a predicted model, not a curated record.